Messenger RNA from Aspergillus bombycis, 3525 nucleotides. Its product is annotated as cation-transporting P-type ATPase PCA1. The transcript has 2 exons. The record is from RefSeq and is a predicted model, not a curated record. Lineage: Eukaryota; Fungi; Ascomycota; Eurotiomycetes; Eurotiales; Aspergillaceae. Gene Ontology annotation, molecular function: ATP binding; metal ion binding; ATPase-coupled monoatomic cation transmembrane transporter activity. The coding region runs from base 1 to 3525 and encodes 1174 amino acids. Gene Ontology annotation, cellular component: membrane. Gene Ontology annotation, biological process: monoatomic cation transport.
AUGGUUGGCCAACCUGAUACUCGUAGUACUUGCUCGUCUGGUUGUUGCGGCGAGCAACAUAAGGAGAUCAAGCCCAGGAACACCUGCGGUCCCCAGACUUCUGACCAAGGGCAAACCGCGAACGAUGGUUCCACUGAGAAACCACAGGAAGACGAUCCCAAUAAUCCCAGCUGCUGCAGAGAUAAGCCAUCUCCCUGCUGUGAUGUCUCUUGCCUUGAUCGUAUCGCUCUCCGCGAAUGCCACAAAGAGCAGAUAUUAUCAUCGUCUAGCGAGGCAGCUCCACAGCUCCUGACCAUCAGCUGCCAAAGUUCCGAUGGCAGCCCAUGCGGCCAGCACCGUCGCUCAGCGCGCACCCAAUACAUGGCGAGGCUGGAAGCUCUGGGCUGUAUUUGCCGUGCUUUGAUAGCACUCGGACAGGAAUCCUGCUGUGUACCACCAAAACGCGCCCCUGCUGGUAACAGCCGUCGCUCUACCGAUUCUUGCUCUGCAGGGGGUAGCCCGGGGUCCGAGAGACGCCGCAACGCAAGUGUGAAGCGUGGAGGAGAGACUUGCUCGAGCGGCUGCUGUGAUCCUCCUAAGGUUCCUACCCUGGUUAAGCAGUGUCCUUCCACUAGCAAGGGGAAGGCUGUCACCUCUGGUAGCUGUUGCAGUAGAGUUGAAAAGUCUGAAUUUGCUGGACCGCAUGCCUCCGUUACGAAGGGUGAGUUCAGCAAUAUCAACACCUUUCCGAAAGGUUGUUGCGGCAAAUUAAAGGUUUACCCGACUUCAUCUGCCGAUCAGUGUCCGUCUCCUGAAAAAGGAAAUUCUGGCACAAUCGAGUGCUCAGCUGGUUGCUACAGUAAAUCCAAACCACCCUCCUGUGCCUUGGAUGGAGAGAAGCUCAGUAAGCCCGCUUGCUCAUCUCGCUGCUGUAAUAGGCCUGAAGGGCCCUCCGAUAUUUUGCCUGCAUCAAAGGCCGAUACAUCUGGACCUGUUACCUGCUCAACUGGCUGUUGCGGUAAGUCCGUAAUAUCUCCAUGCAGAAUUACCGAGGAAACGCCUAGCGACUUAAUCGAGGUCAUCCCGGCCGCUGCUACUCCUGACCUAGAAAAACGAAUGACGGGCAAGGAGCACGUCGUUUUGACUAUAUCUGGGAUGACGUGUACCGGGUGUGAAACAAAACUCAACCGAACUUUGGGCACAUUGCAGUCUGUCCAGAACCUGAAAAGUAGCUUGGUGCUCUCCCGAGCAGAGUUCGACCUCGACGUGGGUAUUCAAUCACUCGAUGAAGUGUUGAAGUAUUUGGAAAGGACUACCGAGUUUAAGUACGAGCGAGUCACCGACCGAGGAUCUCACAUCGAUGUGAUAGUCCCCAAUGCGUCUGAGUUCAUAAAGCAAGACUGGCCUCGGGGCGUGACCGAGAUGGCACCGAUUGGCGAUGGAACCGUCAAUGUUGCUUUUGAUGCGAAAAUAAUCGGAGCGCGAGAUCUGGUUGAACAUGGCUGGGGCAGUCCUCUCAACCUGGCUGCUCCUCGGCCUGAUCCGACGCUCCAAGCUGGAAUUAAGCAUGUGCGCCAUAUGGGAUAUAUGACUAUUCUGUCCAUUAUUCUAACAGUCCCUGUCUUGGUCAUGGCUUGGGCUCCACUUCCAGAAAGGGAAACCGCCUAUAGCUCUGCAUCGCUUGCACUGGCGACGAUUGUACAGAUAGUCAUCGCCGGCCCGUUCUACCCAAAAGCAUUGAAAGCCUUGGUAUUUUCUAGGAUUAUUGAGAUGGAUCUGCUUAUUGUGCUGAGCACGAGCGCCGCCUACAUUUUCUCAGUAGUCUCAUUUGGAUACGCCAUUGCGGGCCAGCGACUCUCUACUGGUGAGUUCUUCGAGACAAGCACGUUGCUGGUUACCCUGAUAAUGGUUGGUCGAUAUGUCGCCGCACUGGCUCGCCAGAAAGCUGUUGAAUCCAUUUCGCUUCGGUCACUUCAGAAGCCUACUGCUAUCCUCACGGAUCAAUCCGGGGCGAGUGAAAAAGAGAUUGAUGUCAGACUCCUUCAAUAUGGAGACAUCUUCAAGGUCUUUCCAGACUCUCAGAUUUCUACCGACGGCACAGUUAUCGGAGGCUUGUCAGAGGUAGACGAAUCAAUGAUUACUGGAGAGUCUAUACCGGUAGACAAAUCCCUUGGAUCUGCCGUUGUCGCAGGAUCUGUGAAUGGCUCUGGGACGCUGAUUGUCAAGUUGACACGUCUCCCUGCUAAUAAUACUAUCUCUAUCAUCGCAGGGAUGGUAGAUCAAGCAAAGAUGUCAAAAGCAAAGAUCCAGGAUAUCGCGGACCGAGUGGCGAGCUACUUUGUACCCAUAGUAGCCGCUCUGACUAUCAUCACCUUCGUGAUCUGGAUUGCAGUAGGCAUCGCGGUGCGAAACCAGUCUGGAUCUCGAGCAACCACGGAGGCCAUAACAUACGCGAUCACUGUUCUGAUUGUUUCUUGUCCCUGCGCGAUCGGCCUGGCAGUACCUAUGGUCAUCGUUAUUUCCAGCGGCGUCGCUGCCGAGCGAGGCGUCAUUUUUAAGGCGGCAGAUAGUAUCGAGCUUGCUUGGAAGACUUCCCACGUGGUAUUCGACAAAACCGGAACCCUCACCCAAGGCAAACUGACUGUUGCUAUUGAGCAUAUAGACACCACGAGGGAUUCCAUGUCUCUACUUCUCGGCCUAGUUGGGAGUAACAAGCACCCAAUUUCCGCCGCCGUUACAGCACAUCUGAAAGCCAAGGACAUCCCAGCGUCUACUGUCUCUGACGCAAAGGUACUAACGGGCAAAGGUGUAGAAGGGUCUGCACCAGGAGUCAUCUUCCGCGCAGGAAACUCGCGAUGGCUCAACCUCUCGUCCCAUCCUCAGGUCCAAUCCGUCCUCGAACGAGGCUAUACAGCAUUUUGCUUCACAAUCAACGACAAACUCGCCGCCGUAUUUGGCUUAGAAGACUCACUCCGCGCAGACGCGCUCGAAACCAUCACGAAACUCCAGGAACGCGGUAUAUCCGUCCACCUCCUCUCAGGUGACGACGAUGGCGCCGUCCACUCCGUCGCAAGACAGCUCGGCAUCGCAGCUGAAAAUAUCCGCUCUCGCUGCACCCCAGCCAGCAAACAAGCCUAUAUCCAAGCCCUGCAGACCCCAGUCGAUCAACCCGCCCCCAAGAGGAGCCCCACAACAAUCUUCAUCGGCGACGGCACAAACGACGCCAUCGCGCUCGCCACCUCCACAAUCGGCGUACACAUGAACCAGGAAACCGGGACCGACGUCGCUAAAUCCGCCGCAGACGUCGUGCUCAUGCGGCCCAGCCUACUCAGCAUCCUAACGAUGAUCAAUAUCAGUGAGAAGGCAGUGUGGCGGAUCAAGUUCAACUUUGGAUGGAGCUUCGUAUAUAAUCUGUUUGCCAUCUUGCUUGGUGCAGGGGCGUUUGUGGACGCCAGGAUUCCGCCGGAGUUUGCGGGACUGGGGGAGUUGGUUAGUGUCUUGCCUGUUGUUCUUGCAGCCGUACUGUUGAAGUGGGCGCGGGUUUAG